GUGGGACUACCGUCCUGCUCCUUUGCUUGGCUUGCAGUCUUCACAGCACCUCUUGUUUUUGUGUGUGUGUGAGCCGCCACUUGGACACUUCACGCGACUGGAGAAAUUCACGGAGAAAUUAGCUCGUCGGCUUCGUGGGAAGAGCGAAGGACAAGUUGUGGACGAAUGAAGAGACGUUGUUUUGAGAGGAGGGAGGCAGACUGCCUGGCUGUCUUUACUUCCAACCAGCGUUAAAGCUACUUUGAUGCAGCCGCUUAGCUAACAAGCUAACUGUGAAUGUUUUCAGAAACUAGCCAGUCUAUUAGCUUGCUAGCUAGCCAAAUCGGAUGGGCAACUUCGCUGUAUAGAUUUAGCAAAGGGUUAUAAUGGUAACGUUACGUUUAUCUUCCUGUACGUUGAGUGAAAGAACUGUGGCAACGUCUUGCCCGCUUGGUUGCUAAUUUCCAGAAGGGACAAUAGUUAACAGUCCAGGCAACAAGUCUGGCACACACUGCUGCUGCAACGUUACCCAAGUUUGUACUCAUUGUGUGCCAUGUUAUUAGUGGCAGUUUGGGUCUAGUUAGCUAAACAUGAGCACUGUGUGGUGAAAAUGAGCGUUUGAGCACCGUAUAGAUGAGGGUAUACAAAGGGGUGCCACUUUAACGUUAGAUCCCCGUUUCUAAGUGGAUCGGGUCCCUGUUGUGCAGUAGAAACUGAUAGUCGACACAACUAUUGACGAGGAGGCGAGGUGGAUGAACAUUAUAAAUCGCCCACAUGCUUUGGAUCAGUUCCCGGACUUGCGAAAGGUAUCUGAAGCAGAAGGUGGGAGACGUGAGCGCACAGCCCUUGCAGCCCGGGGGAAGAUGGCGGAGCGUUCCCGCAGGAGGUGGUGAAGCCAAAACUUGGGGACUUCUUGGAUUUAUCGCCAGACAUCUUAUCCCAGAUCGUAGGACACAUGCAGGCCAAAAAACGGUACUUAACUCUGUUCUCCGCCGGCGCGUGUCUCAUUCUGUUGUUUUGUUUUGGGGGGAUACAAGUCCCGCUAUCCAGACGGGGUCCCAGCCGGCGUGAUGACCGCAGCCUCACCGGUUAUCACCCCGGGGCGCGGUGGCGUCGCUUCCCGGGGCCCCUGCAGCCUUUCAGCCCCUGGGAGCAAGACCGGACUGAUAAUCACAAUGAACACAUAUCUCCAAGACAGAAGAGGGACGCCAACUCAGGCGUUUACACUGGAAAACGCUGCAGAAUGGACUCCUGCUUUGAUUUCUCCCUUUGUAGGAAGAAUGGGUUCAAAGUUUACGUCUACCCCCAGCAGAAAGGGGAGAAGAUGUCAGAGAGCUAUCAGAACAUCUUGUCCUCUAUUGAAGGAUCCAUGUUCUACACACCCGACCCAGGACAGGCAUGCCUGUUUGUCCUGAGUUUGGACACACUGGACCGGGACCAGCUUUCACCCCAGUAUGUGCACAACUUGAAAGCAAAAGUCCAGAGCCUUCAUCUGUGGAAUGGGGGCAAAAACCACAUCAUCUUUAACUUGUACUCUGGCACCUGGCCAGACUACACAGAAGAUCUUGGCUUUGAUAUCGGCCUCGCCAUGUUGGCCAAGGCCAGCAUCAGCACUGAGAACUUUAGGCCCAACUUUGACGUUUCUAUCCCUCUUUUCUCUAAAGACCACCCAAGGACAGGAGGGGAAAGGGGUUACCUGAAACAUAACACCAUCCCCCCUUAUAGGAAGUACAUGCUUGUUUUUAAGGGGAAGAGGUACCUAACUGGAAUAGGUUCAGACACAAGGAACGCUUUAUAUCAUGUUCAUAACUCAGAGGAUGUGGUCCUCCUCACAACCUGUAAGCAUGGGAAGGACUGGCAGAAGCACAAAGAUGCGCGCUGUGAUAAAGACAAUGCAGAGUAUGACAAGUAUGACUACAGAGAGAUGCUAUACAACUCCACAUUCUGCCUGGUACCUCGAGGACGACGGCUGGGUUCUUUUCGCUUCUUAGAGGCUUUACAGGCAGCUUGUGUGCCAGUGAUGCUAAGUAAUGGCUGGGAGCUGCCCUUCUCAGAGAUCAUCGACUGGAAUACGGCAGCUGUGAUUGGGGAUGAAAGGCUGCUACUACAGAUCCCCUCAACAGUGCGCUCCAUCCACCAGGAUAAGAUCCUGUCCCUUAGACACCAGACCCAGUUCCUAUGGGAGGCUUAUUUCAACUCUGUGGAGAAGAUAGUACUGACCACACUGGAGAUCAUCCAGGACCGGGUACUGCAGCACACAUCAAGGAGUAACCUCAUGUGGAACAGUCUGCCUGGAGGUCUUUUCACCCUGCCUCAGUACUCUACAUACUUGGGAGACUUCCCCUUCUACUACGCUAAGCUGGGUAUUAAACCAUACACCAAGUUUACAGCAAUCAUUUAUGUGGUGAGCCCACUGGUCUCCCAAUCCCAGCCAGUCAUGAAGCUGCUUGUGGCCGUGGCCAAAUCUCAGUACUGUGCUCAGGUGAUAGUUCUGUGGAACUGCGACAAGCCUCUUCCUGCCAAGCACCGCUGGCCCGUCACAUCAGUCCCUGUCAUUGUUAUAGAAGGCGAAAGCAAGGUAAUAAGCAGUCGUUUUCUGCCCUACGACACCAUCCCCACUGAUGCUGUACUCAGUCUGGAUGAGGACACCGUGCUCUCCACCACAGAGGUGGACUUUGCCUUCACAGUAUGGCAGAGUUUCCCAGACCGCAUUGUUGGUUACCCAGCCCGCAGCCACUUCUGGGACAGCAACAAGGAGCGCUGGGGGUACACGUCCAAAUGGACCAACGACUACUCCAUGGUGCUGACUGGGGCUGCCAUUUAUCACAAAUACUACCACUACUUGUACACCACCUACCUUCCAGCCAGUCUGAAGGCCAUGGUUGACCAGAUGUCAAACUGUGAGGACAUCCUGAUGAAUUUUCUGGUGUCCUCUGUGUCUAAACUACCACCCAUCAAGGUCACCCAGAAAAAACAAUACAAGGAGACUAUGAUGGGACAGAGCUCCCGGGCGUCUCGCUGGGCUGACCCGGACCAUUUUGCCCAGCGUCAGACCUGCAUGAACAAGUUUGCCAGCUGGUUUGGCACCAUGCCCCUGGUCCAUUCUCAGAUGAGGCUGGACCCAGUGCUGUUCAAAGACCAGGUGUCCAUACUGCGGAAAAAGUACAGGGACAUCGAGAGGCUAUAACCCUCCAAAGCCCCCUCGCUCUCUGGACACAACAAAGACAGAGCGAAGGGGCGGACACGUUGAGAAACGCAGAGCCUUCCAUGAGUGCAUGGCUGCAUCAGUGGAGAAGCAAGUGGGAUUGAGUACAGGGAGAGAGGAGGAAAAAGAAACUGGAACAGAUGUGGAGGACGCCACAUUCGUUGUGUCCAUUUCUCCUUUCUACCCUUUCUCUUUUGUGUUUUGGGGGAUAGCUGAGCACACAGUCCCUCUAUAUACACUAUGACUACCACCGACUGAAGGACACCUGAGGACUUUAAAACUGCUCGACUUUGAACAGAAGUGGUCAAAGUCAUGGAGUUGAAAAUCAUAGCUUGCUGCUUCAGUGUCCCAACAGUGGCAAACCACUCUCAACUCCAACCCAUUGAAAAAAAAGACUGUCUGUUCUGCUCUGUACACUCUACACAGGCUCCUGAACAUUUUUUGCUGAAAGAAUAUUAUUGAUAAUUAUGACUAUGAAGAGGUAACACUAUUUUGGAUUGUGUUUAGCUAUUUUUUUUAUACAGUGAAUGAAUGGCCAGCACUGCUCUCUCUGUAUUGUCUUAAUUAAAACCAAUAACAGGGCGGGUGAAGAGAGGAACGACAACCCCUCAACCACAGAACUGAGUUAUGAUCAUUGAUCUGAUAUUCACAGUGCCUCAAGUUUAUCUACUGGCGUUGGGAUCUGGGAGUGUGAGUAAAAGACAUGGUGCAGAAUGAGCACCUUGAUCUUGCUGCUUUGUUUUUGUUUUUCAUGAUUUGCUUUAUAAUUAAUGGAAUAGUGGAUCUUGUAGUGAAUUCUUCAGGUCAGCAUUCACAUUUCUUCCUUGCUGAAAUAUAAUGAAAAUUGAUUUUCAUUCAGUUGAUUAAAUUAUCAUUGUGUGUCAUCCUGAUCAUUUUUUACCUGGAAAACUACAACAGUGUCACACAACUAGCUAAAUUUCACUUGAUCAGAUAUCCACAGGAACUGAGGAGAAAUUGAGACUAAAUUCAAUGGAAUUCCCUUUUUUUAUUUUAGGAAGAAGUCUUUUCACAUCUCUUUUCCAUUUGCAACGGCUUUGAUGACGAGGCAGAAUUGGUACUUGAAUACGUGCUGGCCUGAAGAACAACAAAAGAUCACAAGAGUUGCCUUGGUUAAGGGAGCCCGAGCUUGCCAAUUGAGCCAACCAAUGGUCUGUUAGAAACACAAACCACUGUGAAAACUAGGGAUCUCUUUGGGCUGGGUUAGCAAGGGAUAUUUAUAUACAAGUAUUGUUUUUAUGCCAUAGACCCAAUUUCAUUUAGUCCACUGACAAGCUUUGGCAGCAGCCUUGGGUGACAGGUACUCAACAUGGGCUAACACUGCUUUCAGCUAGGAGUAUCAAGCAGUGCUUGAUGCUUUCACAGUCAAAGUUGGCAUCAUACUUAAUAGAUUACUGUAUUUUUCCUGCUCGUUACAAACAAAUGUGACCAUUACGACAAGAAUUUUCAUCAAGUAUUUGUGAUACUGUCAAAAGGCAUCGGGAAGAAAUUUGGAGAAAUGCUCUAUUAAGUAAUUAUUCUCAUUUGUGGUAUUUCUUGAACAUAAUUACAUGUAAUUAGAAGCCUUUCAGUUUUGCAGAUUGCUAAUUUGUAUCUCUGAUAAUCACAGAUUUAAACAGCCAUUCAUUUCAGAGAGAUUCAGAUUGGCAUUGUGCUUGGGCAACAUUUAAGAGGCAAAAUGUAAAAUCAGGAUGUUCAAGUAUGUCUUAUAAAUAUUUUGAUCAAUUUCUAUAUGUAGAUUUGUAUCUGAUCUACUGCAAAUCAGUACAUUGAAUGCCAAGUGUCAGUGGAACAUGAAAUUGAGUUUUUCUGCAUAUGGAUCAGGAGGCUAACACAGAAACUAACAACCACGCUUCGUUUUAUUUCUGCCUUGAUACGUCAUAUCUGGUUCUCUGAAAAAUGUCAACAGAAUUUGAUGAAUGUGCACCUGUGUUUAUAACUGAGUGCAGCAUCAUUUUAAAGUGUAUCUGUCCAUCAAGUAUCCAUGUAAAGCCAGCAACAUCUCUAUAGAAGUCUAUCCACAGCUGCCCUGACACCUCUGAUAGCCUCAGCCUCUUUUUUGAGGAAGAUGAUCAUUUUGGUGAGCUUCUUCAUUCUGUACCCUUCACCCCAAUGUGUGCCAAUAGAUCAUGUAUGAUUUUUUUAUAUUUUUUUCAUCUGAUGUAAGGAAUGCCAUGCAUUCCCAUUUUUAUUUGGUUCAUUAAAAGUAUUUCCUGUCUAUAUAAGAAAGCAGAAUGUGUGAUACAGAGAGGGGGAAAGGGAAGGAAAGAGUGUUUGUGUGAGAGAAGGUUGCUGCAUGGUGUUUUUUUCACUUCUGAGAAUGCAUUAUCAGCUCGACAGCAAAUAAACAAUCCUAGUAUGACUAAACACAGCGCUAUCAAGACAACUGAAUAUGGUCGUAAACAGAGUCACAUUGCAGAAAUGAACUUGGUGCAAUAUUUAAGAUGACAUUGUCUCUAUCUUUUUCUCUUCUCCUUCCUUAUGUUGUUGUUUUGGAGGGCAGGGGGUUAUAUAUUGAUGUGCCUUCAAAAGAAAUACACUUCAUAGUUUUUUUCCCCAUCUGCCUUGUGCAAGAAGCAGGUCUGUGUUCUCAUUUCAUAGUCGGUUAUUUUUUUCUUUAUCAAUAUCCAGUAAUGCAUAAUGGCUCCAUGAAUGAUAUUGUUUAACACUGGAAUGCUACUAAGACCUAUCACCACACAUAUACUGACAUUCCUGCCUUCUCUGUUGUAGGAACUUUUUUUAACACAUACUGCCUUGUAUUACUGUACCUUCUGUUUGUCACAAGUAUAGUAAUACAUGUAACACACACAUAAUUCUCUCUAAUACACAGUAUUUAUCAGACAGGAUUGCGUCCCAACUGAAUCUCUGCCUGCUUCCUUCCCUCUCUUCCGUAACUGCAGACCUAAUUUUAUAGAGAUUAAAAUGGAAAGAUAGAGCAAAAAUCACAAUUUUGUAAAAGAAUUUUAUAAAAACAAAACAAUAAAAAAAAUCAAUGAAGAAAA
Molecule: messenger RNA, 6204 nt
Organism: Epinephelus lanceolatus (giant grouper)
Lineage: Eukaryota; Metazoa; Chordata; Actinopteri; Perciformes; Serranidae
Product: exostosin-1a-like
Cellular component (GO): membrane
Molecular function (GO): glycosyltransferase activity
Source: RefSeq, a predicted model, not a curated record